AUGAGGAUUUUCCAUCCAAGAGAGCAGUUCUUAAAGACGACAGCGUCAAAGAUAUUAUGGUGCGUAGUGUAUCUGAUUUUCUUUAAACUGGCCGUGCAAGACGUUAGCGGAGUGCUAAGAAAAUUCCUGCUAACGAAGUCCGAACCGAGCGGCCAUUUGCUUAACUUCACCGAGUCGGCCGCAGUUCUUGGGUACCGUGCGGAAGAGCAUACCGUGGUCACUGACGACGGUUACGUCUUGACCGUGUUCAGGAUCCCGAAGGGCAAGAACUGCCGCGGAGGAGUACGGCAGCCGCCCGUCCUGAUAAUGCACGGUCUGCUCUUGAGCUCGGACAGCUGGCUGGACUCCGGCCCCCACGCCGGACUGGGGUACCUUGUCAGCGACGAGUGCUGCGACUUUUGGUCGAGCAACGUGGCAGCUACUACUCCAGGAAGCAUU
Messenger RNA from Iphiclides podalirius (scarce swallowtail), 438 nucleotides. Lineage: Eukaryota; Metazoa; Arthropoda; Insecta; Lepidoptera; Papilionidae. The record is from the annotation of a GenBank genome assembly.